This is a messenger RNA of Colletotrichum graminicola M1.001, 1950 nucleotides long. RefSeq names its product electron transfer flavoprotein-ubiquinone oxidoreductase. The record is from RefSeq and is a predicted model, not a curated record. The transcript is spliced from 3 exons. Gene Ontology annotation, cellular component: mitochondrial inner membrane. The coding region runs from base 1 to 1950 and encodes 649 amino acids. Gene Ontology annotation, molecular function: electron-transferring-flavoprotein dehydrogenase activity; iron-sulfur cluster binding. Gene Ontology annotation, biological process: electron transport chain. NCBI's taxonomy places the organism in Eukaryota, Fungi, Ascomycota, Sordariomycetes, Glomerellales, Glomerellaceae.
AUGAACACUUCGGCCUCGCCUCUCGCAAGAAAUCUGCAGCGGAGCACGCGCAGUCUCUCAAGAUGCCGCCUCCGCCCUACAAGGCCCGCGCAGGCCGGCCUCGCCACCGCCUCCAGAACAAGCACCACAACCCCUGCGAGAGCUGCCGCGACUACGUCACCCUCGGCACGGAGCUCCUCCGCCGUCGCCUUCUCCAGGCCGCUGGGUGCGCGCACAUUCACGACGAGCAGGACGCGGCGCAGCGACGAGGACGAAAAGUUCGACCCGGCGACCAUUGAGCGAGAGUCGGACGAGGUCGAUGUAGUCAUUGUAGGCGGCGGCCCCGCCGGACUCAGCGCCGCGAUCCGGCUAAAGCAGCUCGCCAACGAAGCCGGCAACGAAGACUUCCGUGUCCUCCUUCUCGAAAAGGCCGGCGAGAUGGGCGCCCACAUCCUCUCGGGCGCCGUCAUCCAGCCCACCGCCAUUGACGAGCUGAUCCCCGACUGGCUCUCCGAGGACAACCCGGACCGUUUCGAGUACGCUACUCCGGCUGGCGGCGACCGCAUGCGCUUCCUCACGAAGACGUCGGCGAUCCCGCUCCCGACCCCGCCGCAAAUGCACAACGAGGGCAACUACAUCGUCUCGUUGAACCAGUUCGCCAAGUGGCUCGGUGACCGCGCCGAGGAGCUCGGCGUCGAGGUGUACCCGGGCUUCGCCGCCUCCGAGGUACUUUACAACGAGGUGGAUGGCAGCGUCAAGGGUGUCGCGACGAACGACCUCGGCCUCGGUCGCGACGGUAAGCCCAAGGACUCGUUCGAGCGCGGCAUGGCGUUCCACGCACGCUGCACGCUUUUUGCCGAAGGGUGCCACGGCAGCCUGAGCAAGCAGGUUAUCAAGAAGUUCGACCUGCGCCGCGACAGCCAGCACCAGACGUAUGCGCUCGGUAUUAAGGAGGUGUGGGAGGUGCAGCCCGAAAAGUUCCAAAAGGGCUCCAUCACGCACUCCAUGGGCUACCCGCUCUCCAAGGACCUAUACGGCGGCGGCUGGAUGUACCAUUUUGGCGACAACCUCGUCAGCAUCGGCUUGGUCGUUGCCCUCGACUACGAGAACCCGUGGGUCUCGCCCUACGGCGAGUUCCAGAAGAUGAAGCACCACCCCAUGUACAAGGAGGUCCUCGAGGGCGGCAAGUGCCUGACGUACGGUGCGCGAGCGCUCAUCGAGGGAGGCUUCCAGUCGAUCCCAAAGUGCGCCUUCCCUGGCGGCGCGCUCAUCGGUGACUCGGCUGGCUUCGUCAACCUGCCCAAGAUUAAGGGCACGCACAACGCCAUGAAGUCGGGCAUGCUCGCCGCCGAGGCCGCCUUCACGGCGCUGUCGUCCGAGAGCACCGGGGAGCAGGGCACCGUGUUCCUGUAUGACUACGAGGACAAGCUCCGGGAGUCGCCCAUCUGGAAGGAGCUGAAGGAGGUGCGCAACUUCCGCCCCUCGUUCCACACCCCGCUGGGCCUGUACGGCGGCAUCGCCUACUCCGGGCUCGAGGCGUACGUACUCAAGGGCCGCGUCCCUUGGACGCUGAAGCACAAGACGCCGGACCACGCGGCCACGAAGCCCGCCGACCAGUACCCCAAGAUCGAGUACGAAAAGCCCGACGGAAAGAUCUCGUUCGACAUCCUCACGAGCGUCAGCCGUACGGGCACAAACCACGAGGAGGACCAGCCGGUGCACCUUCAAGUCAAGGACUGGGAGAAGCAUGCGGCCGAGACAUGGCCCAAGUUCAAGGGCCUCGAGAACCGCUUCUGCCCGGCGGGCGUUUACGAGUACGUCGAGGACGACACCAAGGACCUCGGUGUGCGGUUCCAGAUCAACGCACAGAACUGUAUCCACUGCAAGACGUGCGACAUCAAGGCGCCGCACCAGGACAUCAACUGGCAGGUGCCCCAGGGCGGCGAGGGUCCCAAGUACUAUAUGUCAUGA